AUGCCUCAGCAAGCUGCCUCCGCCGAACACCUCAAGGACCUUUUCAGCCUCAAGGGCAAGGUCGUCGUCGUCACGGGCGCCUCCGGACCCCGUGGCAUGGGCAUUGAGGCCGCCCGCGGCUGCGCCGAGAUGGGCGCCGACGUCGCCAUCACCUACUCCUCGCGCAAGGAGGGUGCCGAGAAGAACGUGGCCGAGCUGACCAGCAGCUACGGCGUCAAGGUCAAGGCCUACAAGUGCAACGUCGGCGACUACGCGGAUGUCGAGAAGCUCGUCUCGGACGUGCUGGCCGAGUUUGGCAAGAUCGACGCCUUCAUCGCCAACGCCGGCGCCACCGCCAACGAGGGCGUGCUGGACGGCUCCGUCGACGACUGGGAGCGCGUCAUCCACACCGACCUGAGCGGCACCGCCUACUGCGCCAAGGCCGUCGGCGCGCACUUCAAGCAGCGCGGCACGGGCUCCUUUGUCAUCACGGCGUCCAUGUCGGGCCACAUUGUCAACUUUCCCCAGGAGCAGACCUCGUACAACGUCGCCAAGGCUGGCUGCAUCCACCUGGCCAAGUCGCUGGCCAACGAGUGGCGCGACUUUGCGCGCGUCAACAGCAUCUCGCCCGGCUACAUCGACACGGGCCUGUCCGACUUUAUCGACCAGAAGACCCAGGACCUGUGGAACAGCAUGAUCCCCAUGGGCCGCCCCGGCCUGGCCAAGGAGCUCAAGGGCGCCUACGUGUACCUGGCGUCGGACGCCAGCACGUACACGACGGGUACGGACAUUAUCAUUGACGGUGGCUACACGGUGCGGUAA
Messenger RNA from Sporothrix brasiliensis 5110, 801 nucleotides. RefSeq lists its product as uncharacterized. Bases 1 to 801 code for a protein of 266 amino acids. Gene Ontology annotation, cellular component: intracellular anatomical structure. Gene Ontology annotation, molecular function: oxidoreductase activity, acting on NAD(P)H, oxygen as acceptor. The record is from RefSeq and is a predicted model, not a curated record. NCBI's taxonomy places the organism in Eukaryota, Fungi, Ascomycota, Sordariomycetes, Ophiostomatales, Ophiostomataceae. The transcript has a single exon.